This is a messenger RNA of Aspergillus vadensis CBS 113365, 992 nucleotides long. RefSeq lists its product as uncharacterized. The record is from RefSeq and is a predicted model, not a curated record. The transcript is spliced from 2 exons. Bases 284 to 886 code for a protein of 200 amino acids. Lineage: Eukaryota; Fungi; Ascomycota; Eurotiomycetes; Eurotiales; Aspergillaceae.
UAAGUGGGAAAGUGCGAGUUACUGCCAGCUGGGAUGAGGGUCAUCCACCCUCGGUAAACGCCACACCCUAGUAAUUCAUAGUUCACAUCAGCUGCAAGUUGGGACGGAGAUAUCGACAAGAAGGGAAUAAUCGAGUGCCAGUGCAGGGAAAUCCUCGCAAGGAUUUGGCUUUGACACGGACUCGGUUUAGGUUCAGGCACCGUUCGGUCCCACGGCAAACAGGCAAGGGCGUCAAGAGCAGAGAGUACAGCAGCGAGAAAAAUGAAAAACGAGAGAAGCAAAAAUGACAAAGAUAGAACGGCGGCCAAAAAGAAACCGCGAAAGCCACAACUUCCAGCUCAGCCACAGAGAGGCGAGUAAACCAGCUGAAAAUGGAAAAGCAAACACCGCAGCCUCAGGCUUGAAGGUACUAGGUUUACUCGCGCAAUCCACCAUUGACUUGGUUCUGACUACUCCAUACUACGGAAUACUACUAGUUCCUUCCCGUCAUCAUCCAUCCGGGGCUGUUGCUCUCUCCUUCCUUGUCUGUCACUUCACGUCUACUUGCAGGAUACGAACAGUAGUAGUAUCUCCGUCCCGACCUCCUCGGUGGCAAGUUUCAUCAUGCUCCUCCAAUAAGCAUGGUCAACGUUGCUUCACACGCUCCAUACUUCAUAGCAGUAGACGUCUGACAUUGCUCUACAUCGAUAAUCCCGGUACCGCCGUUCCUUUCUUUAGUAACAAGUGCUGCAGCAUAGAACGUGCAGAUAAGCAACUUCCUUCUCUAAGCCUGUCAGAUCGCAAAGACCAUACUUUAUCGCACCGUGCUUGUCUAUCCCCAUAUUCGCCACCAGUCCGGAGGAACAGGCGACGGGUCUUUCCGAUACAGGAGCCCCGGUUACAGUAGCUGCAAGGGGGGCUUUCCAGGUUUUGGAUGUCAAGUACAGCAGCGGUGCAAAAAGCAAGUCAACCGACCAGGAUGAGAAAUAGAGUUUCGUCAGACACAGGCCAGC